UUUUUAGAUUAUCCAAAACAAAACAUGGAUCAGGAUUUCGACUAAUUAUUAUUUUAAUUGUCGAGGAAUUCAAUUGUUAGUUUCUCAAUCACAUGGCAUCUUAAAAGUGCUUCUUCAGUCAGCAGUCUAAAACUGCUGCAACUGCAGUUUAAUCCCCUCAUUUAAGAAGCUGGAGCUUUAUUUGUGUGCAUGCUUAUUUUCUUGGAAAUUACAUUAAGGAUUAAAUGAUUAAAUUGAAAUAUUCAGCUAAUAAUUUCUGCUGUAGAUAAGUGCUGUUUCUAUUAUAAAUCAUAUUUGUAUUUUCUUGCCUCAGGAUGUGCUUCUCUGUUUCUCUUUUGUCAGAGUGUGAUUUGGAAAGAACUGACAUCUUUACAUUCUCACAGCAUGUAUGUGCUGUAUGCUACAGCCAGUACAAAACCACAUCAUCUAGGACACAAUAAGUAUUCAUGCUACAUCCUUGUUUGCCUCUGUGUGUGCGUGCGAGGGCGAGAGCGCAUGUGUGUGUGCUUGAGUAUAUAAUGCCACCUGCCCAAAGGGAAUUCAUCCUAGAAAACUGGGAUGAAGAUUAGGAUAUCCUAAAACUUUACCUUGUUCUCCCCUCGCCUCAUCAUCCAAUCGUCCCUCUUACCCUUUAUCCCCUGCCCUCCUGCUUUCAUCCUUCCCCUUGAGCACAUUUUGUAAACAACCUUCUCUUUCUCCCUGCAGCGAUAAGAAAAGGGUUUUGCAGCCGACAGCUGAGGCUUUGAGUUCUUGUUAGUAUAGUGCACAUAAUAGUAAUACGUUUCAGCUCACAUGCAUGUUUUGCUCGUGUCAUGCCAUCUAUCGGCUUGGCCACGCUCCCAAACUAAUUAUUCCUUAAGACCACUAUCUCCCCUUCCACCUGGAGACAGGAUCUACCAAAUACGUUUUUCCAAUUUGUUUAGAAAAAAAAUGACAUGAAAGGAUGGAUUACACCAAAUUAUUUUUGUAUUUAAAGUUAAAAUAAUUAAAGUGUAAUAAUCAAUUUUUCAUGUGUCUGUCAAGUGUGUUGCUGUCAAAACCCCCAAAGUUAAAAAACUAUCUGGUGAACCUGGAGCAGAUAACAGAAAACAUAUUUCCAUCAGGAAGUAGUGGAAACCAAAACACAGCUAAAAGGAAAGUGAAAAUUGGACUUAAAAUCAGGUGGCUAGAGACAAUAUUCCAAAUGAAUGCUGAUGCCUCUCCAAUGCUGUUGGAUGUCGGAUAAAUAGGCAACAAUUCCCUCAUACAAUUUCACCAUAUGAAGGUAAAAUCUGACAGUAUUCCAGUGCUAUUAAAAGAUGUCACAUUAUCUGUCACAUGAAUUUCCAGAUUGUAAAAAGAGCUUCCACAUAGUGUACAGUAAUAAUAAAUUCAGACUGUAUAUCAGAGCAACAAAUGGGAUGAUAGUGGUCAAGAAAAUGGAAGAUCAUAUAACUUGUUUUUGUUUCAUGUGGUUCUUUGUGGUAUGAGCCCUCCACAAACGCAAACCAUUUUAGUGAUAUUUGUUGUCGCAGUAAAGUAAAUAUGGAGAGAAGGCCUAUAUGCCUCAGUACUGUGAGGUCGUAGGCACAUGUUGACGGGGCCCCAAUCGCCUGCCAAAUGUCUCAUCUGACUGGCUUGGUGGUUUGCUGCUCUCUUCCAAAAACACAGCGGACCACUCUUCAUUAAAAAAGCAAAUAGAAGGGCACCCCAACAGAAAGGUAAUGCAAGCAAACAGAGCCAAUUGGUUCUGAAGAGACAAAUUUAACACGCAGAUAUGAUUACCUCAGACACCACUUCUCCCUUGAUUCCACAAACAACAGUUAGGCAAGUCAAUUUACCUUAAUUUUAUUGGAGGAGAAAGCCAGCCUGCUAGCCAGGUUGAAGCCAGUGCUCGAUGCAAGUGAGCACUUGUUAGAUGAUAAUGGAUGCGUGUAAUUGGUGAAGUGCUGAUUGCUCCAGAAAAAAAAAACAAAGAUUCCAUCAGAGGAGAAUUUCUGUUUCAUUAAGCCAUGGUCAGAAAUAAUAAGAUAGCCAUCUGUACACUGAGAUAGGGAAAGAGAAAGGGGGGCUGCGGGAUGGAAAGUUGUCAUGAUCAGAGAUGGCAGCAACAGAUUCCAGUUCUGUGUAAUAAUAAUGUAAAGAUGGCAACGUGCAAGGGCUGUGCUUUCGGUGGAUGUCCUCAUCAAUCCUCCUUUUUCCUUUUUCGUAUGUCGUCGUCGGUGCAUCUCAUUUUACCUUCGCUCCCUCUGUUUGUAAUCAUCUAAACCCUAUCUGUGUGUUUUUCAUACUGCUGUGUGUGUGUGUGUGUGUGUGUGUGUGUGUGUGUGUGUGUGUGUGAGGUUAACAGCCUUAAUGUACAACUGACUGGCUGCACACCAGCUUCCUUUUAUGACCCAGGAUCAAAUACUGUAAAGCAUGCUCUGAUAGGCAUGCAAACGCACACUGAUACAGAUUCUUUAGAACCACAAGUGCUUACUCAUCACACAGCGUGGAGGGCAGGCACUGUGAGCCAGUUUAUGUGCUUUGUUUUCCAAUGCACUGAUUACUGUGGAGUGCACGGUCUGCAGCUCAUAUUUUUCGAAGGUCCCUGCCUGGCCCCUCUCACCGAGUUUCUCUCAUAUAUGCAAGGACGUCUUCUUCAUUUAUUUAUGACAACAGAACAAGAACAGGACUCAUCCAGGAUGAGGCCGAUGAGCAGUGUGAGUCUUAUGGGCCAUAAAAUGAAGACUAAUGGGAAUUCUAUAGAGAAAAUUUCAGUGAUGGUUUGUGUGAGGGGAAGCCCCCUAUCAUUUCCAAUCAGCUGCCGGUUCUGCAUGACUAAUGCUGAAAUGACAUAUAUCACUGUCAGAUAGGGCAUAUUCACACAGAUUCUUUUUCUUUUCUUAAAAAUAGACACAUUAUGACGACGGCCUCAAACACACGCACAUACACACACUUGUGCAGCUCACAGCUAGCCCGCUCUUAUCAUGUGGGCUGACACCAUUUUGCUCUCUAACAAUCUUGCUAAUUAUAAUUGUUAAUUAAUUCUCUGCCAGUGUCCUCAUCAGGAGACUAAUAACCUACAUUUCCAUUAAUUAGACCUUCAACCCUUCGCUCCCUCUCCCAGUCUCUCCGUCCCACUCCAAUCCACCCCUCCGUCCCCUGCCUGCAUCUCUGCGCCCGCCUGCUGCUUUCCUCCUCCCAGAAUUGUCCAGACCAAGUGCACACAUGGAGUGUGUGUGUGUGUGUGUGUGUGUUUGUGUGUGUGUAUGUGUACGGUAAAUAAACCUGGAGCUAGAUUCUGGUUAACUUUGCGUAAAGACUAUGAGAACAGCUAACCUAGCACUCUCUAAAAAAAAAAUCCACCUACCAGCAUCUCCAAAGUUCACUAAUUAAUAGUAGUCCAAGUCUCUGUGGGUUGCCUGGCAACCGGUCCCCGGCCAACAAAUAGUCUGGCUUAUAACCCCCUGAAAAACUGUGAGUUGUCUGUUUCACACUUUUGUUGCACAGAGUAAACAAACCAGAGGUAAUGUGUGAGGGCUGGGGGGGGGUCUUACUGUCAAGACUUGGUUUGUGGUUCAAGCAAAUGGAUGGAAGUCUAUGCAGCAUCCUUACAUUACAUUACAUCCUCCAUAAGUAGCAAAUAAUUGUGUGUGUGUGUGUGUGUGUGUUUGUGUGUGUGUGUGUGUGUGUGUGUGUGUGUUUGUGUGUCUGUGUGUGUGUGUUUGUGUGUGUGUGUUUGUGUGUGUGUCUGUGUGUGUGCGUGUUUGUCUGUGACGGUAUGUGGGAAAAGGACAAACUGGCCCCUCUCUCUUCACAAUGACUCUUCCCAGCAGACUGAGCUGACCUGGUUUCAGUGCACAGCCAAACGGGUGUUAUCAUGCCACCACUUACUCUCAUCUCAGAACAAAUUUUAAACGCAGCGAACAUCCUGCAGCUGCACUGUGGCGAAACAGAUUAACGGGGGCUGUUUAUUUCGCAGGCCUGUUGAUGCUCCCGUGUGGAUCGGCUGCAAACUCCACGACGUUUUAACAGUUUUAUUUCCACUUUUUGAUUAGCCAUUCCUCGGAGUCUACACCAGUGAAGCUCAUACCCCCGUUCUCCAUCUCCCUUUCCUCUCUCCGUCUCGCUCGAGAGGAAGUGAGAGACAGUUGGUGCUUGCCUGCCUGUACUGUAGGCUAUUGGUAGUGGCAAAAUGGCAGCUUCUGUCUCAUCUGUCCUCUUUCCUCCACCACCCUCACCCUCUCCUCUGAGAGAAGUAACCCAGAUUUCAAAAUGAAUUGCCGCCUAUUCCCCUCAAUCUUUCUCUCUCUCUCUCUCUCUCUCUCUCUCUCUCUCUCCUUCUGUCUCUCUCUUUCUUUCACCAUCUCUCAUCCUCUUCUCAGUAAAAACAGAAUCAAUCUUGGAAAGAGAAUACCACCUCUCUAUCUCAUCCUCCUCCUCACCCUGCCUGUGGGUUAACGGAUAUAUUCCACUUCACUCUUCUCUCUUUGGUUCCUAGAAAGCUCAAGUCUCUCGGAACGCUUGUUGCUGUCUCUUAAUUUGAAUGUAUUUUUCUUUGCUCUUCUUUUUAUUAUUUGGACGGGUUCGUCUCUACUUUCCACAACAUUGCUUCUCUGUUUUUUUCUGUCUUUUCUAUCCAUCUUUCUCCCUUUUUUUGAGGUGACAAGCUACAGGUGUGACACCUUUGCUGUUCCUCUGAAGUGAGCCAGACAUAGAACAUAGAGAGGAGGAGAAGAAAGCCGUCCUUCAGUUCACAGUCACCGCAAAUUCAGGUCUUUCCCCUGUACCCAUCUAUACCCCCCUUACUGACACUCAUCAUCUUUUCCCUACCUCCCUACCUCUCCUCUUUUGACCGUGUCCUCCAGGCAUCAUGUCUACCCCGGACUCCCCUUCCCCCUCUCUCUCCUCAUUGACACUGGCCUCCCCUAUAUCAGCAACCUCCCCCGGCGCCUCCCCUCUGCCCUCGCCCCUCUCCCCUCCGCCCAGAGUGCCUGUGUUCCAGAGGAAGGGAGCGCUCAAACACAAGAGGAUUGUCGAGGUGAAAGACCAUCAGUUCACGGCCCGCUUCUUCAAACAGCCCACCUUCUGCAGUCACUGCACUGACUUCAUCUGGGGCAUUGGCAAACAGGGAUUCCAGUGUCAAGUGUGCAGUUUUGUGGUCCACAAAAGAUGUCACGAGUUUGUGACCUUCACUUGUCCAGGAUCUGUGGCAGCCCCCAGACCAGAUGACCUGAAGAGUCGACACGUAUUUAAGGUCCAAACCUACUCCAGUCCGACCUUCUGUGACCACUGCGGCUCACUGCUGUACGGCCUCAUACACCAGGGCAUGAAAUGUGCCUGUUGUGACAUGAACGUCCAUCGACGGUGUGAGACGAGCGUUCCCAGUCUCUGCGGCCAGGACCACACGGAGAAGAGAGGGAGAAUCCACCUGACGGUCCGAGGAGAGAAGGAGGACGUCUUUGUCACAGUGCGGGAGGCUCGUAACCUGAUGCCCAUGGAUCCUAAUGGUCUGUCAGACCCAUAUGUCAAACUUAAAUUGAUUCCAGACCCAAAGAGCCACAGCAAACAGAAGACCAAGACCAUCCGCUCCACACUCAAUCCUGUCUGGAAUGAGAGUUUCACUUUCUCAGUGCGUGGUCACCAGUGGGACAGGCGACUGUCUGUGGAGGUGUGGGACUGGGACCGCACGUCUCGGAAUGAUUUCAUGGGAGCGCUGUCGUUCGGAGUGAGUGAGAUCUUCAGGCGUCCCAUCAGCGGCUGGUUCAAACUACUGGCCCAAGAUGAGGGAGAGUACUACAACAUCCCAGUGCCAGACCCAGACCUGGAGGAGCCUCAGCCAGAUGCCACAACACCCACUCUGCCUCAAGCAUUACCUGCCCCGCUGUCUGAAUCGUUCCCUGCGGCCCUGUCCCCGACGCCGGUCUCGUCCUGUCCACCUGUCCACGCCCCGGGCCCCGGCAAAGUCAGAGUGGGCAUCCAAGACUUCAAUUUCCUCAUGGUUUUGGGCAAAGGCAGUUUUGGCAAGGUGCUGCUGGCAGAGGAGCGAGGCAGCGAGCGUCUGUUCGCGGUGAAGGUGUUGAAGAAAGACGUUCUCUUCCAGGACGAGGACACAGAGAGCGCCAUGGUGGAGAGGAGGGUCCUGGCACUCGCCGCUCGUCCCCACUUCCUCACGUCGCUCUACUGCGCCUUCCAGAGUGAGGAUCGUUUGUAUUACGUGAUGGAAUACGUCAACGGAGGAGACCUGAUGUUUCACAUUCAGAUAGUCGGCAAGUUCAAAGAGGCUCAUGCAGCGUUUUACGCAGCAGAGGUAGCGGUCGGCCUGUUCUUCCUCCACAGCAAAGGCAUCAUCUACAGGGACCUGAAGCUGGAUAAUGUGCUGCUUGACAGCGAGGGCCACAUAAAGAUAGCCGACUUCGGGAUGUGCAGGGAGGGCAUGUUGGAAGACGACACCACCCGCACCUUCUGUGGCACGCCUGAUUACAUCGCCCCUGAGAUCGUGGCGUAUCAGCCCUAUACUAAAGCAGUGGACUGGUGGUCUUAUGGAGUACUGCUGUAUGAAAUGCUGGCAGGACAGCCACCAUUCGAUGGCAUUGAUGAGGAGGAGCUGUUCCAGUCCAUCAUGGAGCAGAGCGUCACAUACCCGAAAAGUCUCUCUCGUGAGGCCGUUGCUAUCUGCAAGGGACUCCUGACAAAGCACCCGGCAAAGCGUCUGGGUGGGGGAGAGGACGCGGAGAGAGAGAUUAGGGAGCAUCCGUUCUUCCGCUGGCUUGACUGGGACCGUCUGGAGAGACUGGAGAUGCAGCCGCCCUUCAAACCCAGAACUGGUGGAAAAAAAGGGGAAAACUUUGACAAGUUCUUCACCGCGGCUCCGUCAGUGCUCACUCCCUCGGACCCGGAUAUACUAGCAGCCAUCAACCAGGACGACUUUGAGGGCUUUACCUUCCUCAACCCAGACUUUGCCCCCUCGCCUCUCACCGCUGUUUGAAAACAUCUGCUCCCCCCACCCCUCUAACUGCCCUGCAAUCCCCUCAAUGGUAGUUUUAUAACAGGGAAUGUGAACAUAAUCAAAUUCCUAAAGACCUUUACUGUACAUUAAAAAUGUCUCUCUUUGAUAUGUGUAUUUGAUCUUGAUAGCCUCAGAAUAUUUUGCAGCAAUUCACACAAUGCCAAUACGAAGACAUCCAUUAACUUGAUAAACGAUGACUGUAGUAUGAUUACAUACUGUGUGCAUGCAGACUUUUUAGAAGGAAAGGCUUUCACUGGUUUUCUUUAGAGUAGAUUAUCCCAAAAAAGACUACCAAUUUAUUUAAAUCAUUUUCUGUGGUUUUUGACAAGAAUCAGACAGAGAAAGUCUUUUCUCAUGCAACAAAUCCAGGUUGUCCUCAAUAUCUGACUCGUUCUACUUGUGUGUGACUGUUGACACUAUGAUGCAAUGGGAGGAUUGCCGUUUUCGGCAGCCUGUGGAAACACUCAGUCAGGUUCCUCUGGCCUGGCUCGACCUCUCCGUUAACGUCACACCAGUGACCUCAGAUGACCCACUGAGACACUCAAACAACUCAGUGCAAUGUGACAGUUCAUGUGGGCUACAGCACUGCCGCCCCCCCCCCCCCCCCCCCCCCCCCCCCCCCCCCCCCCCCCCAGCUCAUACCAACGCUGCAUGUGGAAGUCCUCACAUUGCUGCCACAGUUUGGCCAGCAUCAAUUUUUAUUCUCAAAUUAGUUUUAUCUCAUGUUUAUCUAAUAUUCCUGUGCAAACUUGAAUUAGGUAUUGCAUAUUCCAGUAUUUUACCUCCUUUUGAAACCCCACACUAGCACUGAAAUAUUUGUUUGCAGAUUUAGAAAAUAUGCCUUUUAGUAUUUUUUUCCUUCAACUAAAACAAGAGGUUUGUCAGUUGGUGCAGGUACAGACACUUUAUUAUUUUAGCGGUGUGUACAGUGAAGCUGUGUAAUGACGUGCUCACAGCAUUGAUUGGGGUGUAAUUAAAAGUGAGUCUCGCUGGGACUGUUCGAUACGUGGAAAAUAACAGCAGCGCUGUCAUUAAAACACUAUCUGAGCAGGGCAGGUGGCUGCAAGCAUGAAGUUUUAUAAUCCCAUUUCAGAGCUCCUAUCUCACGAACCAGCUGGUCAUUUCACACAGGAAUCGGCUAAAUUUUCCUUAAUACAUCUUAAUAAUUAUUUUUUUGUCCACAUUCUGUGUAGGCACAAUGAUAAGUCUCAUCAUUUCUCAUCCGGAGGAAGAAAAUCGAGCAGUUUUCUUGCAGAUGUUUGUGCCCCUGUAAUUGUCUAUCGUCAAUAGUCAAAGGUUUGACUUCAUUUCAAAUGUCACAACACAGAAGACGUCAAUAUGAUAUAUAUAUACAACAGAUAAUCCAUAAUAGAUAAGCAAUAGAUAAUUGUUGACUUAUUUUCAGUUUUCAUGUGCUGGAAAAAAGAACAUUGGAAUAAAGUCUCUGGAAAUGUAA
Messenger RNA from Scophthalmus maximus (turbot), 8426 nucleotides. It is a transcript of the gene prkcg, whose product is annotated as protein kinase C, gamma. NCBI's taxonomy places the organism in Eukaryota, Metazoa, Chordata, Actinopteri, Pleuronectiformes, Scophthalmidae. Gene Ontology annotation, biological process: protein phosphorylation. The record is from RefSeq and is a predicted model, not a curated record. The transcript is spliced from 17 exons. Gene Ontology annotation, molecular function: ATP binding; zinc ion binding; diacylglycerol-dependent serine/threonine kinase activity. Bases 4835 to 6949 code for a protein of 704 amino acids.